AUGCCAGUCCAUGAGGCCGAAUUAGCCGCCGAAGCUCCCCCUCCGCCUGCCGGUGGUGAUCCCACUGUUGCAGGCCAUGCGCCACCGUCGUCUCCGACGUCUCUGUACGUAGGAGACCUUCAGCUGGACGUGACGGAGGACCAACUGUUGGCGAUGUUUGCCCGGAUCGGUGUCAUCGCAUCCAUCCGCAUCUGCCGCGACGCCGUCACAGGGGCCUCGCUUGGUUACGCCUACGUGAACUUCGUUUCUUCCGAAGAUGGUGGGCGAUUAUAAUUAUUCUUGGCCAUUUUCUGCUUGCGCGCACACCUUUUGUUUGGUAAUCGUUUGCCGUCGAAUGUUUCUUUCCUGUCACGCUUCUUCUAGGGCCCCAUUUCGGAUGAUUUCGUGGGCACAUUCUCGAUAUCCAACCUUCUCUCCUUAUUUCCUUGUUCUCUUCUUGACGAUACUUCCUCGUUUGUUUAUGUAUUCUUCUUGUUCCGUUUAAGUUCCUAUUCAACCUCUUAGCCCGUCCUUGUACGAUCCUUUUCCCUGUUUAUUUACUGAUCACGUGGUAGCAGCUCCUCCCAUUUUUGACGCCUUUAUUUAUUUCUUUUUUUCUGCUCAUCUUCUUCACCAUUGUUCUCUAGGAUUUAUUUCUUUAUUUAUUUUUGUUUCUUGAUGUAUAAUUUUUCGUUCAGUUAAACGUGAACAUCUACCCACUUCUCUGGAAUAACUCGGCUGUCUUUUUUCAUAGCCAUCUGUGCUCUGGAGGCUCUGAACCACACCGCGGUGAAUGGGAAGCCAAUAAGGAUUAUGUGGUCGCAUCGAGACUCAGAUGUGAGGAAAAGUGGAAUCGGAAAUCUUUUUGUUAAGGUAUCAAAAAUCAACAAGAAAAAGAAAACAAAAUUCUUGAUUUGUUAUCGCUGCAGAAAUGAACGAGUUUCAGAUUUCUUUCUCCCUUUCACCUUUUGCCUUGCAGAACUUAGCGGAAUCGAUCGACAGUAUAAAGCUCCAGGAGAUAUUUUCGAGGUUUGGGAAGAUUUUAUCUUGCAAAGUUGCUACCUCCCCAGGAGGGAAGAGCAAAUGCCAUGGUUAUGUUCAGUUUGAUACUCAAGAAUCAGCCAAUGCUGCUCUCCAGGAACUUCAUGAAGCCUGCAUUGAGGGAAAGAAAAUGUGAGUUGAGUUGGUUCAUCAGAAUUUAUCUUCUCUUUGUUCUUGUGGAGCAGAUACAAUUCCAAAACCCAAAUAGGUUUCAGCCAUUGUACUUCUUGUGGAGCAGAUACGUCACCAAUUUCAUAAAAAGGAGUGAACGCGUAGUACCCAGUUCAGAUGCAAACUACACGAAUCUGUACGUGAAGAAUCUUGAUCAGGACAUCACUGAGGAGCUUCUCCACCUGAAGUUUUCCGAGUUUGGCAAGAUUACUAGCGUGGCCAUCGCCGUAGACUCCACUGGAAGCUCCAGAGGAUUUGGAUUUGUGAAUUAUGAGAGCCCCGGCAGCGCUAAAACUGCAGUGGAAACGAUGAAUGGAAUGCAACUCGGUAGGACUGUUUGCUAUUGAGUAAGCUGGUUUUCGGUUGCUUUAGAAAUGCAUUGGGUCAGUGACUCUUCUGGGGUUCCUAAUCCCGUUUUUUAUGCUUUAUACGGUGUAGGCUCCAAGGCAUUAUAUGUUGCCAGAGCCCAGAAAAAAGCAGAGCGCGAAAAAAUUUUAGGCCGUUUGUAUGGAGCAAGCCAUAAUGAUUCCGCAAAGAACAUGGUAUUUGAAUCAUUUGCUAUGGUUUUCUUCGCUUGAUUUGGGCCCCAACUUCUCUUCUCUUGCAGUUGACUGACCGAUCGUCAUCUCUUUUCAGGCUUCAAAUGUAUAUGUCAAGAACAUCUAUGAUUCUGUCAGUGAUGACGAUCUUCGGGAGCAUUUCAGUGCAUGUGGGACAAUCACUUCUGCCAGAGUGAUGCGUGAUGACAAAGGAGUGAGCAAGGGGUUUGGAUUUGUGUGCUUUAGCAGCGCCGACGAGGCAAAGAGGGCCGUGGGCUCUCUUCACGGUAGUCAAACAACCUGGUCUUGAGUCCACUGAAAGUUCUCUCUUCUCAAUGUUUUCCAAACUGUUGCCUUUAGGGUUUAUGUUCCACGGCAAGCCGCUGUACGUUGCAAUCGCGCAGAGGAAGCAGGAAAGGCAGACCCACUUGCGGCUUCGGUAUGCCCAGAUGAUGUCUGGAUUUGCUGCGCCAUCCUCUGGUGUCAUUCAUGCUGGGUAUCCUCCGAUUUACUACCCUCCUCCUGGUCCCAAUCUUAUGUACCAACCAGUGCCAACCAGACCUGGAUGGAUGAUACCAAAUGGGUUUGUUCCCCCAACAAAAUUAGGUUUCCAAGCACCGUCUCCACCAAUGGUAAGUUUCUUUCUCCCGGUUUCCUGGUUUCUCGUCUUUGUAUAGAGCAUCGUCUCCACCUGUAAGGCCUUCUUUCUGCAGAAUUCAAAUGUUCUUAGACAUCACUGGCGAGGUGGAGGACAGAUAAAUGGAAAUGUGCCUUGGAUGACCGGCCCACCUUCCUCUUAUGUUCCACAAGUGCGACCAAGCAGUCUGCAGGUCUGUUUACUCCUUGUAGAUCAUACAUCGCAUUUUUCUUGGUAAAAUUUCAACUCCCAUUACUUCUGAUGCAUACAUCAACAUAGCUAGCAAUUCCAGGCUGUGAAAUGAUUUUUUUUUUUUUUUUUUACCACAAUAUUUGUACCCGUCAAUGAAAGACCCAUCUUUAAAAUCUAUUUCUUUUUUUGGAAAAAAACAAAGCCGAGGUUUAACUAGAAAAUAGGGAUUAAUACUUGGAUUUCUUGAAUACUGCCAACAAAUUUGACUUCAUAGAGAGAGGACCAAUGAGACAAAAAUGAUUUUUACUCCUGAUUACCUCUUGUUUAUUUAUUUUGAUUCAAUGCAUUCUCCUUCAAUGAAUUAUUUCUACAUUAUUCAUUUAAAUAUGAGUGAGGCCAUUUUCUGCUUUUUCCUGUUCCUUGUUGACAAGCUAAGGGAAAUAUACAGCUCUCCACAGAAAUGAUGGCUGGCCGAAUGAGGCGACAACUUAUUUCCAAAGGAGAUUCUGGAUAAAAUGUACGGCAGCAAAGUACCUGAUGAACUAAAAUGAAAUGAACGUCACCACUUCUCUGCUUUUCGUGUAGAUGAGUUCCAUAAUUGUUCCUCUUUUCUGGAAGCUAGUCCCUGUGUACUCAUCAAAAGAGAUAAUAAAAGCUUGAACCCAUAUAGGAAACAAACAUAGCCGUACGAGAACGAGAGAUCUCUGACAUGGAAGGUAUAGCCAGAGAGGUAAACGGGAGAACAAACAAGAUGGUAUAAAACAUACCAAAGUUCGUCCUCAAAUCAGCGCUACUUUCCCAACGGGAUUUCCACUCUGUGACGCUCUUCACUGAGUGAGAUCGACAGAGCUGCUCGAUUUUGAUCCAAAUGCAAGAGUGGCAGCUCUUUUAAUAUGAUGUCAAUAAGAAAAAUGAAGAUCUCUAUUCUUUCCCUUGAUGUGAAGGAUUCUUUUCUGUGGCUUAUCCAUUUCGCACACAUAACUUUGGUCAAAGGCAUCCAAGCCACCUCAAUUUUCCACAAUCAAGCCGCAAAAUAAAACCCAUUGUCAGGUUCCCAUUUUUUCGAAGGCUGUUCUGGAGACUAUCUGUUUUCCUCCUGAUAGAGAGAGCCUUGGAUUUUAUACCUCAUUAUCCUAAGACUGAUGGCCUCAUGUGCAGCUAUUAUCCUAAUAUUUGACCUGCUGGGUAUUAGGCCAAGUUAAAAAUUCUUUGAAAGGAAAGGAAGCGUUAGAACUAGACCACAGAGGUUUAAGGUUGAUGCACUCAGUGUUAAGACCAGUCCUUGUGUUAGGUGGUAAAUUCGGACUCAGUUGCUGUUCGUAUGCGAUUUGAGCCCUACUGGCUUGGUCAACCAUAGUUGCGAGAUUAACCAAUGCCAUGCACUCCUGAAAUCAUUAGGUGCUUGUGUAGAGUCCACUUCGGUUAUCAAUUGAGCAUCGGUUUUCAGUUCCUUAUUUAUGAUAGAUGAGUCUGCAAGUAGAAGGGCACUUUCUUAGAGUUUUUUGAUGUUUCUGCAAGAACACUGUCUGGGUUUUGUUCAGAUCUUCUCAUCUGGAAUAUAUCGAGUACUUUGACGAAUUAUUUAAAGGAGGUGCUGACUGUCGAUUAGUGUCAUGCCCAACAAUUAGGGCUAUCCUUUUACAGUCCUACUGUUUCAGGCAGAUGGAUUCUUCUAAUCUCCAUUGCCUUAGUAGGAAAAACUUGAUGAUUCUUUCCAAUUAUAAUCUCGAUUCCAACCCCGUAUGCCUUCAUUAUUUCCUCUGGAUCAAAUGGUGGAAUAUCUGUUGUAUUGUUUAACCAUCGUGAAUCUAUGAAUCUGUAUGGCUAGGAGCAGCUCCUAGUUGUAAAAAAACAAAUUCAUUAGAAAUGGGGCGUUCAGGGUAUCUUUUUUCAAAGAUUAGCAACGCAUUAAUCAACGAGUUUUAAAUUAGCGUAGGGAGUUUAGUACAUUUUCCUAAUGUGCUCUGGUCAUCUAUUGAAGUGGGGUAGCGAGGGAGAUAAUGUGCCUAUCCAUCAAAUGCACGAUUUGGCCGACGGAUUAGCAGUUUCUGCUUAUGCUGCAUCAAAAUCCCAAGGCGUGGACGUACUACGCACCAUGCUAGCAUCUGCCUCUCCACAGCAACAGAAGCAGAUGCUUGGCGAGCAUCUUUUUCCCCUUGUUCAUAAACAACAGGUGUGCUUUCUCACUCUCUUGUUUCUGCCCAAACUUGGCAUGAAAUCAAAGAUUUCCAUAUGGUUUUAAUCUCCUCUGAACAGUCUCAUCUUGCGGCCAAGAUCACCGGGAUGCUCUUGGAGAUGGAUAACUGGGAACUGCUUCUUCUUCUCGAGUCGCCACAUUCAUUGGCUGCUAAAGUUGACGAAGCAGCACAGGUGCUCAAGAUCUCAAAGGCUAAAUCAGGCAGAAGAUGA
Spirodela intermedia is the source of this 4968-nucleotide messenger RNA. Lineage: Eukaryota; Viridiplantae; Streptophyta; Magnoliopsida; Alismatales; Araceae. The record is from the annotation of a GenBank genome assembly.